Trichoplax adhaerens is the source of this 565-nucleotide messenger RNA. RefSeq lists its product as hypothetical. The record is from RefSeq and is a predicted model, not a curated record. NCBI's taxonomy places the organism in Eukaryota, Metazoa, Placozoa, Uniplacotomia, Trichoplacea, Trichoplacidae. The transcript has 2 exons. The coding region runs from base 1 to 231 and encodes 76 amino acids.
AUGGCUCGUGGACAUCAAAAGAUUCAAUCACAGAAAAAAAAUGCAGAAAAGAAAGCCAAAAUAGCCAAAGCACAUGGACAUGAUCAGAAGACAGCCGCUAAAAAGGCCCUAGUUCAUACGUGCACUGUUUGUAAGUGCCAAAUGCCCGACCCAAAGACGUACAAACAACACUUUGUUAAUAAACAUCCGAAGAAUGCUGUUCCAGAAGAAUUAAUCAACGUGGAAGCUUAAAAUUGAUCACGUAAUAUCCUUUAGAUGGUUGAAAAUGAUCCUAUCUGAGUAAUUACUUACCGAUUACACUAAUUAAUCAUCGAUUUAUUAUCUUUACAUACAUUUUGAUUAUCAUCAAUGACAUUAACAUUGUUCUCAAGCUUGUACGUAAAUAUGUACAAAAAUUUUCGUCGGCGCAAUUACAUAUUUUGUUUUCAUCGCUAGUCAUACACAAGUAAAAUUUGGUGAAUGAGUUUAAGAUGAAAAACUACCAUGUACUGUAUAGAGAGUACUUGCAUCGUGCGGCCUUGUCAUAUUAACUGUCAUCUUGAAGCUGUUAUUAUUACAAUAAAAG